AUGCCGGUGUAUGAAACGUCAACCCAAAGGGCACGCAAGAUACCUGCGGACAAAAUCUCGAGGUAUUCGCCAUCAUUACCACGCUUCAAUUUGUCUUUAGUUGGUUUGCAGGAUAACGAGGCCCAUUUAUGGCACUAUUUCGACAACUUCAUAGCUCCACGAUGUGUCGUGAGUUGUGUCAAAAACCCAUAUCGUCAGAUCGUCCUUCGAAUUGCAGCAUCAUCGCCACACGGCCCGGUCUUACAGGCCAUCUUGGCCGUGUCAGCCCAACAAAUGCAGGCGCUGGGGCAUGGUGAAAGUACUGUCCGAAUCUGGGAUCAUCGAAACCGAGCUCUGGAACUAUUGCGCGGCCACGUGCUUGCCUAUUCCAUGUCGGAAGCGGAGGGGAAGCCGAAUGCGAGUAUGCUUGCCCAAGAAAUUAUGGCUUCCACCAUGAUGAUGUGUUUCUUCGAGAUCCUACAUGACUGCUCUGAUGCUUGGAAAGUCCAUGCCAAUUUUGGCAAGUCAUUCUUGAUGAAUGAGCUGGCAUCAAACCAGACCAUACCAUCAGACUCUAAGGAGCUUUUUGACUUCGCAGCUGCUUACUUCACAUAUCAUGACGCCCUCGCUUCAACUGCUGGAACGAAUCCGGGGAUGCAAGACAGCACCAGCAGCCUCCGUCAUCUCCUCUAUAGCGAGGAAUCCACGCUUGAAAGCCUUUCAGGCUGCUCAAGACGUCAGGUAGCUCUAUUGUCCGAAAUUUCAGACCUCGCCGGCCAGGCAUCCUGUGGUACUGGCGGCGCACUACAGUAUCAUGACGACAUUCUUGAAAGGGCGAGUUCCUGGCAGCAAAAGCGAGAUACAAUCGAGAGAAACUUGCACCUAUUGAAGGAAAUAUCAGUUCCAUCAUCAAGCGAAUUAUCUCCUAAGUCUGCAAAGGAAGAGACCCCCUGGUUAGUUCCGGAGCUGAAAAGACUCACAUGCCUGUUAUACUUUUACGCGCGAGUUGACGAGUCAAACCCCUCGGAUCCACACAUGAUCAGACUCACAGACAAAAUCUUGGAACUUCUUCCGCAUACCUCUCUUCAAACAAAUACUGUUCUUUGGCCACUUUUCAUAGUUGCGACACUUGGAGUCCGCUCAGAAUCUGAUAGCGACAGGAAGUUGAUACUGGAGCGACUACACUUACUACAACAAACACGGCAGUUAGGGAACGUCAGAAAAGCGAGACAAAUCAUUGAGAAUGUUUGGAAAGCGCGAGAUAUUGACUCCUGUAAAGGGAAGCAAGGUUGGGCUGUUUUAGAGGGGCGCUAUGAUGCCAUGAGUCUUGCUUAA
This is a messenger RNA of Colletotrichum phormii, 1314 nucleotides long. Its product is annotated as fungal-specific transcription factor domain-containing protein. Gene Ontology annotation, biological process: positive regulation of transcription by RNA polymerase II. The transcript has 2 exons. The record is from RefSeq and is a predicted model, not a curated record. Bases 1 to 1314 code for a protein of 437 amino acids. Lineage: Eukaryota; Fungi; Ascomycota; Sordariomycetes; Glomerellales; Glomerellaceae. Gene Ontology annotation, molecular function: transcription cis-regulatory region binding; DNA-binding transcription factor activity. Gene Ontology annotation, cellular component: nucleus.